AUGGCUUUCAACUUCAUGCUUCCUCUGCGCAUCACGCAAUUUAUUCUUGGAUUACUGGUUCUUGGUCUGGAAGCAUACGUGGCCUCAUGGUGGAACAGAUUUACCCUAUACCGUUCCCCUGACCGCGUCAACUUCCUGAUCUUCGCCGGAAUCUGGACUGCCCUUAUCGUUGUCCCUUUCCUCACGCUCACGCCACGAUUCUUUCCCCGAGCUGCGCAUCCUUUUGCGAUCCUGGCCAUCGAAGCCGUCACGAUGGUCUUCUGGUUCGCUGGUUUUAUCGCGCAUGCUGUCUUCGUUGCCAACCUGCUAUUCUGCAGAGGCAAUGUGUGCAGGUGCGCGCAGGCCGCCACUGUUUUUGCUGCUUUCGAGUGGGUUCUUUUCACAGCCACGACUAUCAUGGCCAUCAUGCAUGUCAUGCGAACGCGGAACGGCGGGAGAAGCAAGAGAAACCCUCAAAUGGAGGUACAAACUUGA
Messenger RNA from Endocarpon pusillum Z07020, 474 nucleotides. RefSeq lists its product as uncharacterized. The record is from RefSeq and is a predicted model, not a curated record. Gene Ontology annotation, cellular component: membrane. NCBI's taxonomy places the organism in Eukaryota, Fungi, Ascomycota, Eurotiomycetes, Verrucariales, Verrucariaceae. The coding region runs from base 1 to 474 and encodes 157 amino acids. The transcript has 3 exons.